This is a messenger RNA of Zonotrichia albicollis (white-throated sparrow), 3099 nucleotides long. It is a transcript of the gene SPRY1, whose product is annotated as sprouty RTK signaling antagonist 1. Gene Ontology annotation, biological process: animal organ development; negative regulation of fibroblast growth factor receptor signaling pathway; negative regulation of Ras protein signal transduction. Lineage: Eukaryota; Metazoa; Chordata; Aves; Passeriformes; Passerellidae. Gene Ontology annotation, cellular component: membrane; cytosol. The record is from RefSeq and is a predicted model, not a curated record.
AGAAAAGCAGUUUGUUGUCUUGGUUCCCUGCAUAAAUGUGGCACUUAAAUACUCACCUACAUUUUUGUGUAGGUGCAGAACUGUCACUGCAGUUUUCUCAGUGUUGCAACCUUCGAGUCUCUCACUAGGCAGGAUGGAAAGGGAUGGAAACAUGUAACAUCUCAACUAUUUUCCUACUAUUUAAAAGAUAGACGAGCAGAUGUUCUGUUUAUUUGAGAAGCUUUUAAUCUCUCUUUUGAAAAUGGGUUUGUUCUUUGUGUUUUGGGGUUCUUGUUGAGGGGUUCUUAUCUGCUCUUAACGUUCUCAUGAACGCUCAGGUACUUUUUGUUUGACACCUAGUUCAUCUAAGCCUUUUCUAGCCCAUUCUUCUUUCACACUCCGGCCUGUGGUCAGGAAAUAUUUGAAAACAGGCUGUUUGCACCCUUGCUUUAAUUUUAUAAAGGAGCAUAUUAGAUGUGUAGGCUGAGUUACUUUCUCACAGAAAAUGUCUUGGCCACUUGACAGCACUUAGUUCAGGACUCUGUAAUGCACAUACGUCACUUGAAGAGGGAGACUUUCCAAAUGCACUAGGAAGCAAAUCUGUGGAGCCUUCUGAUGCUGCACAUUCAGGGAGAAGAGUGAGAACUGGGCUCAUUCCUCACUCUGCCAUUCGGAACAGGAACAUGACCGAAGUGGUGUUCUUGGCUGUUUCCAGCUCAGUGUCAGGGGCAUUCGGAAUUGCUGUUGCUAGAGACAGAUGCUGAGUUCAGUAGCAAGGGAGAGGCACUUCCCAUGGCUUGCCAAGAAAGCAUACAAGAUUUCAGAUGCAUGCCAGGUUCCCGCUGAAUGCCAGCAGCAGAGAUCACUACAGAUGGAGCCCCAAAGUCAGCACGGCAGCGGCGGCUCCCUGGUGGUGAUUCAGCAGCCCUCCCUGGACAGCCGGCAGCGCUUGGACUAUGACAGGGACGGCCAGCCCGCCACCAUCUUGUCACUGGACCAGAUCAAGGCCAUCAGGGGCAGCAACGAAUACACCGAGGGGCCAUCGGUGGUGAAGAAGCCGGCUCCGCGGACGGCGCCGAGGCAGGAGAAGCACGAGAGGACUCACGAGAUUAUACCGAUAAAUGUGAAUAACAACUACGAGCACAGGCCCGGCCAGGCGGGGCACGCGGCCCACCCGCAGAACGCCAGGGCUCCCGUGCUGAGCCGCUCCACCAGCACGGGCAGCGCGGCCAGCUCCGGCAGCAACAGCAGCGCCUCCUCGGAGCAAGGGCUGCUGGGGCGCUCGCCGCCCUCCCGGCCGGGCUCCGGCCACAGACCCGAGCGGACGAUCCGGGCGCAGCCCAAGCAGGCGGCUCUGAUCGUGGACGAUCUGAAGGGGCCUCUGAAAGAGGACCUGACGCAGCACAAGUUCAUCUGCGAGCGGUGCGGGAAGUGCAAGUGCGGGGAGUGCACGGCGCCGCGGGCCCUGCCCUCCUGCCUGGCCUGCAACCGGCAGUGCCUGUGCUCGGCCGAGAGCAUGGUGGAGUACGGCACCUGCAUGUGCCUGGUCAAAGGCAUCUUCUACCACUGUUCCAACGACGAUGAAGGGGACUCGUACGCGGAUAAUCCCUGCUCCUGCUCCCAGGCACACUGCUGUUCUAGGUACCUGUGCAUGGGAGCCAUGUCCUUGUUCCUGCCUUGCUUGCUCUGCUACCCUCCGGCCAAAGGAUGCCUAAAACUCUGCCGGGGCUGCUACGACCGCGUCAAUCGUCCGGGCUGCCGGUGCAAGAACUCCAACACGGUCUAUUGUAAACUGGAGAGCUGCCCCUCCCGGGGUCAGGGCAAGCCCUCAUGAUUUUGGGAGGGAGGUUUACUUCCCCCAACUUCAGUUUUUCAGGUUGUAGCUCAUUUUUUUUCCCUCUCCCCAUCUUUUCUUCUUCCCCCCUCCUCUCCCAUUUUGGGAGGACUGUUGCUUUCUUUUCCUUUCUGUCUGCCCAACUCCAGACAUAUGAGCUCUUCCCCUUGCAUCUUUGCUCUCCUCCUCCUGCUGACUUGGCUGAGUGUGGAGCGUUUCACGCAGUCACUGCUGCUCUUUGGUAAGUGUGGACCUGGGAUCUGCACCUGCUGCUCCUUCGGGCAGGGUCUUUGAGUUUGUAACUGAACCACUCCUGAAAGAGACAGUGAGGGCUCACUGGGCUCUUGAAGCUUCUUGCUCUGUGAAUAUCUUCCCAAAGAUGGUUUUUUUUUUUUGUUCUCAGCAAGUUAUGGUUUUUUUCUCCUUAACCUCCUGGGUGCCAAGGAAGAAUAACUUUCAGUCCUGAGUGAGCUGGAUUGUGAAAUAACUUUUUGUGUGUGUUCUUUCUGGAGAGGGAUGUAAAAUAAAGGCUUCACCAAAUGAAAGGCCUGACUCUUCUAUAAGCAGCCUGCUUCUUUUUGCAUCUUUUUUUUUUUUCCCUCUCUUUUUCUCUUAACUUUUGGAACAUUCUCAGACCUGAGAAUUGUCCAGCCUUUUUUUUCUUUUUUUUUCUUUUUUUUUUUUAUUUUUUCAGUGUAACUUCAGUUUUUGCUACACUAUGUAGAUCUUCACAUUGGAGACAUUGUGGCUGCAACAUACUCAUUUGUUUCUUCUGCUGUCCAGUCUUUGAAGGAUAUUGCUUACUCCACCCUCCUAAUCCAGUUUUUAUAGUCUGUCAGUAUCAGUUGAUAUUAAAGUUGGUGGUGUUCAUAUAUCCAAACAGCCUUCAGGUGUCAUUGAGUCACCUAAAUGUUCUUGAAUCCUUCAAGUCUCUUGUGAUCCUUUGGCUUAGUGAGUUUAGCUCUGCUCUGUACUUUAUAAUUUUAUUCUGUCCCUGUUUUAUUGCCUUAGCCACAAAUUGUGGUCCUUUUUUGUAUAUUUUAUGUAUAAAACACAAAGUUGAAUCCCAACUAUUUUUAAGACAAAAGUCUGUUAAAACUUUUUUUAUUGUAAAGAAUAUUUAUUAUGUGAAUCUCUAUUAUUUUAUGAUAUUUAUUGCAAAAGACUUCGAAAAUGUACUCAUGUCUGAAUAUAACAAAAUAUCAAUACUUAACGAAAUAAGGAUGACACGAAGAAAGUACAUAUGUUAACUAUAAUGCAGAAAAUAUAUUAAUUAAUGAAAAUGC